GGACACGCGCCAAAAUACAGUCCCAAUUGAUUGAGAAGCAUUUCUCGACCCCGGAAAUCGCGUACAUCGGUUUCUGAUGGUGUCAUACAUCGUCAUGUUGCCCGCGGCAACGCGCCGCUGCUUCAUUCCGCAAGUAUGCAACAUCGGCAGAUCAACUUUCUCAACAUCGCGACCAUUUCGAGCAGCAGAUCCGAGGCUGAAAGAGCUAGGGAAUGUGAUUGACAAUGAAUUUGCAGUUCUGAAAGUUCACUAUGAUGUUCCUAAACAUCCCAUCAUUCUAGCCCAUGGGUUGCUCGGCUUUGACGAAAUGCAUCUGGUUGGCAAAAGUCUGCCGGGCAUUCAGUAUUGGCGAGGCAUCAGAGAAGCAUUGUCACAGGCCGGAGUUGAGGUUAUUACUGCAACUGUCCCCCCUUCAGGAUGCAUUGAGAAGAGAGCAGAGAAACUUGCGAAAACCAUCAGGGAGAAAGCAGGAGGAAAGAGCGUCAAUAUUAUUGCACACAGCAUGGGCGGGCUAGAUGCGCGCUAUAUGAUUUCUCAGCUUAAGCCUCCUAACGUAGAAGUCCUGUCACUCACGACUAUUGCGACACCUCACCGAGGAUCGGCUUUUGCAGACUAUCUUUUCGAAACACUAGGCCCAAUCAACGUUGCCAGGGCCUACAAAGUGCUCGAAUAUAUUGGAUUGGAAACUGACGCGUUCUCUCAGUUAACACGUAAUUAUAUGGAGAAAAUUUUCAACCCCAAGACGCCAGAUUUACCAGGUGUCAAGUACUACUCCUACGGCGCCUCGUUAGAGCCCGUAUAUUGGUCUGUCUUUCGGCCCUCAUUCAAAAUUAUCAAGCAGCUUGAGAAUGCCCCAAAUGAUGGCUUGGUUAGCGUUCCAAGUAGUCAAUGGGGCGAAUACAAGGGCACGCUGGUCGGUGUCUCCCACAUUGAUUUGAUCAAUUGGACAAACAGACUAAAAUGGUUGUUCUGGCGCUUGACUGGAACAACACAUAGCUUCAACGCUGUAGCCUUUUACCUCAGCAUUGCCGAUAUGCUUGCAAAGGAGGGGCUUUGAUCGAGUGCCCCGAGUCUGAUCAAGCGAUCAAACCUUUCUGAAGGUUUCUCUGACACAAAUUCUCCGCACAUGCAUGGUAGGUGUUAUAAGGUGACGCACAGUCUAUACAUUGCAUGUGGCUGUUUGCCAUAGUACAAGGAAACUUCAAUAAGAGAAGGCGGACAAAGUCGAUUUUACUUUUCUCGUGAUCUCGGCUACUAGAGUGGGUGAUGCAGGCUAGACUUUCUCCUUCGAAGUAUUAAUUUGACUCGGUUGGUGGGUGUGUGCAGCCGAUGCUGAGCGUGGGGUCAGAGCUCAGGGAUGUUCUUCCACUUCGAACAAGCAGUGCAGAGGACCCAAGGAUGAAUAGCUGAGCAUGUGAUGUGUACCAAUAAGAGUCGAACACAGAGAUGAACUAUCGUGAUGGCAGCAAUUUUGCAGGUCAGAGUCACCUAAUGAGCUCGGUGGUAGUCAUCGCUGAGGGAGAAAGCGUUUACUUGGGCCAAUCGUUCCGACCUCUCAAAUCUUUACCGCGUAGGAAAAUCAGCUUCAAUGCAACUCACUCACGCUCGGUCGGCUUGAAUGUGCCGUGGUAUUUUCCCCGGAUCUCAAGUCCCUUAGAACGGAGAAGAGCCCGUGGUCGACGAAUUUUUCGUUUCAGCUAGUCGAGGUCGAGAUAGCUACGUGCAAUCCCCAACCUUGUGACGAGUAACGUUAGAUUAUGCUCUUACUGAUU
Molecule: messenger RNA, 1772 nt
Organism: Verruconis gallopava
Lineage: Eukaryota; Fungi; Ascomycota; Dothideomycetes; Venturiales; Sympoventuriaceae
Exons: 7
Coding region: 77-1057 (326 amino acids)
Molecular function (GO): triacylglycerol lipase activity
Source: RefSeq, a predicted model, not a curated record